UUUGAGAAGUAAAGUCAUUACUUAGAAAAUACAUUAAAACAUUAUUACAAUCUAUGGCCUGAAGACAUGAACUUGAGAGGCAGCUAGACUUCAAUAUCACCUCUCACCCGACCUCUCUCAGUUUUAGUUCUCUCUUCCAGAAAGGUGAGCAAAUUUACCCUGAAUCUUAAGGAAGGUAGAAGCAUUAGGUGAAUUCCUAAUAUGUCACCGAACAUAGUUGCUGCUACUUACUGUUCAAUAAAUAGUAACCAUGACUGAUAAAAUUAUUAUUAAUAGAUUAGUCAUAUGCCUAGCUAUACACACACUCAAGAAAGUAACAUUUUAACUACCGUCAAAAAGCAUCAAAAAUACCAUGCUGAGUGUAUAUUGGGUAUGAAAGAGAAAACAAACAAAAAACUUACUUAUCAUAGACAGAUAAGCUACAAAAACUAGGACAUUUCCAUUCUAAGAUUGAAAUGAGAUAAUGACAGUUAUCACUAAAAUCAUAAAAGGUAUGGGUAAAAAUUAUGCAAAACUAAGUUACAGAUUGUUAGAGCAAAUUAAUGAGAUGUCCUUAAACUUAAUAGUUAUGACUUAAUACAGCAAAGCUCAUGUCCUUGUAAGAAAAAGAUACCAGAAUGUAGGGAAACUUAGGAAAGGUCAGAGCAGACAUGGAACAAGCAGUUUGACUUAAAUGAAGAGGACUUAAAUUCAGGACUCUUCGAAAAGAAUAACAGCAUCAAGUAAAGAGGAUAACUAGGAGGAAGGAGAAGAGGGGCAGAAAGAACUUCUCAAUGGAUAUCUCGUUUCCAUAGUUUUAUGACCUGUAGAGCCGUUUCUCCUCGCUUAGAAGUGUCUCCCCAAUAGAUGCUGUCACGGGUUCCAAAUACAAUUAACUUUUUCCCUUUGCAGAAAAUAAUUUCUUGAUGCUCAUCGGCUGUUACCACUUUUCUAGGGAGAAAGCAGAGGACACAUAGUGGUUUGUUGCCUUUGUUCUUUGAAGCCAGCUCACACUUAGCCACAGAAACAGUAUGCAAGAUGUGGUACCUGCAUUACCCUGCCCUGGAAACUUUUUGGCUUCUUGAAUUCUGACUGUCUCCACACCCACUGUUUGAAAACACAGCUUUCUCUGAUGUCUGGCAUUUUUCCAUGAACUGCCAUUGUAUAUCAUUUAAUUUUUACUAUUUUGUUUUAACCCCUCAAACCUUUCAUCAUAAUGUGCUUCCAGUGGGUUUGGGCAGCUGCUCUGAGAGCCUGAGUAUAAAUCAACACCAUUGUGAUUCCUGAAGUUCCAAAGUGCUGUCACUCUAGAAACUUUGGGCUGCUUCUCUAGAUCCCUGACAACAUAUAAUGCACACAGAGACACACCACUUUUAAAGAAGACUGUUCAGGAGGCUAAGUUCUUAAAAUCUUCAAAAUAGGUACAGCUGGUUAGCUGGGCACCAUACUAUCAGGUGACUGUCAUUUUUUUCUUUUGGUCUGAAUGCCCAUUGUGAUAUCAUCAGAAGUUCCCCACUGCAUAGAGAAAGCUUCUUUAUGACCUCAUCAGGAGGCUCAGAGCUUGCCAGACUGCCUGCUUUCAUGGGUGGGUAUAAUAAUCUUCAGCUUGAAUGUUAACACCUUGAUGGAAAAGGUGUCUCAUGGAAUGUUUUCUUAUCCUUUGAACACUCUUUAUUUCAGAAGCUUUGCUUCUGUUGCAACUAAUCAUGGCACUUAGCGUGCUGAGCAGGAAGGACAAGGAAAGAGUAAUUCGCAGACUGUUAAUACAGGCACCUCCGGGGGAAUUUGUAAAUGCCUUUGAUGAUCUCUGUCUGCUUAUCCGUGAUGAAAAACUUAUGCACCAUCAAGGUGAAUGUGCAGGCCACCAACACUGCCAAAAAUAUUCUGUACCACUCAGCAUCGAUGGAAAUCCAGUACUCUUGUCUCACCACAAUGUAAUGGGUGACUUCCGAUUUUUUGACUAUCAAAGCAAACUUUCUUUCAAAUAUGACCUGCUUCAAAAUCAGCUGAAAGACAUCCAAAGUCAUGGUAUCAUUCGUAAUGAGACAGAAUACCUGAGAGUUGUUGUUCUGUGUGCCUUAAAACUGUAUGUGAAUGACCACUAUCCAAAAGGAAAUUGCAACGUGCUGAGAAAAACUGUCAAAAGUAAGGAGUACUUGAUAGCUUGCAUUGAAGACCACAACUAUGAAACGGGAGAGUGCUGGAAUGGACUUUGGAAAUCCAAAUGGAUUUUCCAAGUUAACCCAUUUCUAACUCAAGUAACAGGAAGAAUAUAUGUGCAAGCUCACUUCUUCAGGUGUGUCAACCUUCAUAUUGAAAUAUCCAAGGACCUGAAAGAAAGCUUGGAAAUAGUUAACCAAGCUCAACUGGCUCUAAGUUUUGCAAGGCUUGUGGAAGAGCAAGAGAACAAAUUUCAAGCUGCAGUCUUGGAAGAAUUACAGGAGUUAUCCAAUGAAGCCCUGAGAAGAAUUCUACGAAGGGAUCUUCCAGUGACCCGCACUCUUAUUGACUGGCAGAGGAUACUCUCUGACUUGAAUCUGGUGAUGUAUCCUAAAUUAGGAUAUGUCAUUUAUUCAAGGAGUGUGUUGUGCAACUGGAUAAUAUAAAGAAUUGCUCCUGGUAACUA
Sapajus apella (tufted capuchin) is the source of this 2605-nucleotide messenger RNA. It is a transcript of the gene CAPZA3, whose product is annotated as capping actin protein of muscle Z-line subunit alpha 3. The transcript has a single exon. Gene Ontology annotation, biological process: barbed-end actin filament capping; actin cytoskeleton organization. Gene Ontology annotation, cellular component: F-actin capping protein complex; actin cortical patch. Bases 1686 to 2585 code for a protein of 299 amino acids. The record is from RefSeq and is a predicted model, not a curated record. Lineage: Eukaryota; Metazoa; Chordata; Mammalia; Primates; Cebidae. Gene Ontology annotation, molecular function: actin filament binding.